AUGGGUUGAGAAGAAAACCGGUGGUCUUAUAAAAACUGUACUUGAUAAGAAUAAUGUUUGUUCUAAAACCACUAUCAUCAUCCUUGCAAAUGCGCUCUACUUUAAAGGGGUUUGGGCUGAAAAGUUUGAAGAAAGAUACACAAAAGAUAGAGAUUUCUACCUCAUGAACGGAUCAUCUAUCCAAGUACCUUUUAUGAGUAGCGCUCAAAGGCAGUAUGUCAAAGCAUUCGAUGAUUUCAAAAUCCUGAGUCUACCGUACAAGCAAGGUAAGGAUAUGAGGCGGCGAUUCUCCAUGUAUUUCGUCUUGCCUAAUGCAAAGAAUGGUCUACCAUCACUCAUAGACAUGAUGGCUAAAGAAUCCCAAUUUCUUGAGCGCCACGCCCCGAGGAUUCCGGUUGAUGUGGGCGAGUUUUGCAUACCGAAAUUCAAAAUAACUUUCGACUUUGAUGCUGUACACGUUUUAGAUGAUCUCGGGGUGCAAUUUUCCCGUGCUGGUCUAGGCGAAAUGGUGGUAGACCCGAGGGAGAGCCCCUUUGUUUCAAGCAUCAUCCACAAGUGUGUUGUUGAUGUCAAUGAGAAGGGAACAGAAGCUGCUGCAGUUACUGUGGUAAUGGGAGG
Molecule: messenger RNA, 618 nt
Organism: Cuscuta epithymum
Lineage: Eukaryota; Viridiplantae; Streptophyta; Magnoliopsida; Solanales; Convolvulaceae
Source: the annotation of a GenBank genome assembly